This is a messenger RNA of Colletotrichum chrysophilum, 1359 nucleotides long. RefSeq lists its product as uncharacterized. The transcript is spliced from 7 exons. NCBI's taxonomy places the organism in Eukaryota, Fungi, Ascomycota, Sordariomycetes, Glomerellales, Glomerellaceae. The record is from RefSeq and is a predicted model, not a curated record. Gene Ontology annotation, molecular function: oxidoreductase activity, acting on the aldehyde or oxo group of donors, NAD or NADP as acceptor. The coding region runs from base 1 to 1359 and encodes 452 amino acids.
AUGACGCUUAGAGGCGGAAAUGACGCUGCCAUUGUUUUCCCAGACGUUGACGUCGCGUCGACCGCCACAGCAAUUGCCCAAACAUGUCUCUUCAACACGUCUCAGGUCUGUCUAACGAUCAAACGUAUUUAUGUUCAUACGGAUAUCUACCCUCAGUUUCUCCAAGCCUUCAGCGCGGUGGUCGAGUCCUCCAAGCCUAGUGACGGCUUUGCUGAAGGCGCUCUUCUGGGACCUAUCCAAAACGAAACACAGUUCAAGAAGAUCCAAAACAUGGUAUCGGAAGUAAGAUCGGCAAACUUCAAGAUAGUCUCCGGUAACGCAUCAUCUGCCGCGACUGGCAAGGGAUAUUUCGUUGCCCCCGUCGUGGUGGACAACCCGCCUGAUGAUGCACCCGGGGUCACUCAAGAGCCUUUUGGACCCAUUAUUCCGCUUCCCACCUGGUCGGACGAGGAAGAUGUCAUUCAGCGAGCCAAUGACAGCAAGCUUGGUCUUGGGGCAUCUGUGUGGACACAAGAUCUUGACCACGGAGCGAAGGUAGCCAGACGGGGAGCUGGUGUGAUUCUGCGCUAUGCAGGGAAGGCGGAGACGGGCGGUCGUGGUGGCGGGAUGGUGUUCCAGCUCUAUGUGCCCAAGGUGAAGAAAGACGCCGAAGGACUCAUCUUGAAGGCAAAGGAGCUCGGCUUCGACGCUUUGGCUGUCACGGUUGAUGCCCCGGUAAUUGGGAAGCGGGAUGUGGAUGAUCGCUUCAAGGCCUUACUGGAUUACGAGGCAGGCGUCGUCGCACAGGACAGCACGACACACCCUCCAUUCCCAGGAGAAGAGGCAGAGACACUCCGUGGCCACCACUGCUCUUCCUUUGAGUGGGGUGACAUUCCUUGGAUUCGAGGGCUCUGGGGCGACAGACCGAUCAUCUUGAAAGGCAUCCAAACGUGGGAAGAUGCGCUCGAGGCAACGAAGUACGGAGUUGAUGGUAUCUACCUGAGCAACCACGGCGGGAGGCAGCUCGACCACGCACCGAGCUCUGUCAGAGUUCUGCGUGAUAUUCGACUUCGUUGUCCUGAGUUGUUCAAAUCCUUCGACAUUUACGUUGACGGCGGCGUAAUGAGAGGCACAGAUGUAGUUAAGGCCCUCUGCUUGGGAGCCCGAGCGGUGGGUAUCGGGCGCGGGUUCAUGUACGCGCUUAGUGCCUAUGGCACGGAAGGUGUGCUCAAGGCCAUAUCGAUCUUGAGCGAUGAGAUACAGACCACCAUGAGACUGUUGGGAGUAACUGAUCUCGAGCAAUUAAACGAGAGCUACAUAGACCUCGACGACUUGGAGUCUUUGACUGGGAGACACCAGAAGGUUCUGUCUAAGAUCUAG